AUGUCCUUUUCACCAGACGUCUUCAAGAAGAAGUUGGACUCACUUCAGGAAACCCAGGACCUGAUUGUGUCGAUUUCUCAAUGGGUACUUUUUCACCAUAGAAGAGUCAAGGACUUGUGUCAGUUGUGGAGCCAGUAUACCUUGCUGGACGACCCCAAGUUGAACUCCAAGAAGAAGCUUUCUUUGCUUUACUUGUGUAACGAUGUUGUUCAGCAGGCCCGCCAUAAACGGAAACCCGAGUUUCUGGCUGAAUUUGCUAAGGUGUUGCCACAAGUGCUUAAUAAGGUGUUCCCUACUCUCGACGACCCAAUCAAACCCAAGAUCGAGCGUCUUGUGGGCGUUUGGGAGCAGAGAGGUAUAUUUGGUGGAUCGGAUAUUCGGAAUAUGCGUAAGGCUAUUGACUUGCUGAAGUCAGGAAAGCGUUAUGGCGAAGAUACGCCUACUGAAUCUCCAGUUGCUCGAGUACAACAGGCUGGACCUAAGCUUAAUAGCGAAUUGGUCCAUUUGAACAACCUAUAUAAUCAUAUGGCUCAGCUUUCGGAUGUCUGCAAUUCAAACUUGACUCAGAUUGGCCACCAGUCCAAGCAAUACUUACCUAAUGACCAUGGCUCUCAAGAUGCCCUUCCCCUGCCUAAGAUAUACAUCUCAAAGCUUAAUGUUCUCGAGAAGCUUUGCAAUGUGACGUCCCAGAACUUAAACGAUAUUAAAACUGCCCGCAAGGAUAUAUUAUCCCUGUUAGUGGGUCUUCAGCGUCUUCUUGAAGAUGGUUUGUCUACUGAUGCGUCCAAAGAACAGAUCAUUUCACAGAGAUUGGAUAAGCUUCGCUCUACGCGGACAUCCUUGCAAGAAAUGGUUGAUGAAGAAGGUGGUGAAGCCGAACCUUCAGCACCGGUCGAAGAUGACGAAGAAGCUUCUCCUGCUUUCGAGACUGACUCGCCUCCUCCUACUUCUGUUCCAGCUCCACCUCCUCAAGACGAUGAUGCCUUGCCAACUUAUGACAAUUCUGACAGUGAUGAAGAUGAUGACGAGCCUCCCGUUAAGAAGAGAAAGGCUUCUGACUCGUCUAUUUCAUCAACAGCUUCUGGAAAGAAGUCUGUGGCAUUCUCAGAGGACAUCCAGAUUAAUGAGUACGACAGAGAAGACCUGACGGACAUCAUAAAGGUGGUGAAGAGCGAUACAGAAUCUGACGACGAUACGAAUUUUGAGCCAUCUCUCCCUGACGAUCUACAGGAAUACGAAGCUCAUCAUAAAGAUGAUUUGGAGCUUCACAAAGCUCACCACGGCGACAACGGCCAUGGCACGAACAACGGAAACGGAGAGAGCAAUAAUAAUGGUUCUAACGAAGGCUCCAAUAAUGAUGAUGGACAACAAUCGGGCCUUCUUAGCUUGCUUUCGAAACUUUCCUAA
This is a messenger RNA of Candidozyma haemuli, 1407 nucleotides long. RefSeq lists its product as uncharacterized. The transcript has a single exon. Gene Ontology annotation, molecular function: RNA polymerase II C-terminal domain binding. The record is from RefSeq and is a predicted model, not a curated record. Lineage: Eukaryota; Fungi; Ascomycota; Pichiomycetes; Serinales; Metschnikowiaceae. Gene Ontology annotation, biological process: mRNA 3'-end processing. The coding region runs from base 1 to 1407 and encodes 468 amino acids. Gene Ontology annotation, cellular component: RNA polymerase II, holoenzyme.